Molecule: messenger RNA, 2078 nt
Organism: Patella vulgata (common limpet)
Lineage: Eukaryota; Metazoa; Mollusca; Gastropoda; Patellidae
Exons: 2
Coding region: 88-1404 (438 amino acids)
Biological process (GO): DNA catabolic process
Cellular component (GO): cytoplasm
Molecular function (GO): nucleic acid binding; 3'-5'-DNA exonuclease activity
Source: RefSeq, a predicted model, not a curated record
UAUAUGUACAGUUGAGAUAAUAAAAAUACAAUCUAACGAAUACCAUUCCAUCUACCAUCUGAAAAGUUAUAUAGAAGUUGAGUUUAAAUGGAUACCCGAGGGAAACGUCGAAAUGAGAAUGAUGAACAACCAAAGAAGUUAAAGACAAAGAGGCGGGAGUCGACAGAAGAUGUCAUGGGUUGUUCUUAUGAAAGGUCGAUAGAUCCUCGGGGGAAUAUCGAUUCUGAAAAUAAGGUCAGCGAUUCUGAAAAUAAUGAAGUCGUUCAUCCUAAAAAGGAGGAAGUCAACGAGAUGGUUGAUUUGGAAAAAAAAGAUUCGAUCGAAAAGAAGACAGUUGCGAAGAAAGGCCCACGUGAUGGGGAUUCGAUCGAAAAGAAGACAGUGGUCAAAAAAUACACACAUGAAGUGUCGAUAGAUCCUGACAAACUGGGCCAUUUUGAAAUUGAGGAAGUCAGUGAUUCUGAAAAUAAAGUCAACGAUUCCGAAAAUGGAGAUGACAGCGGUUCUAAAUAUGAGGUAGUCCGUGGCGCCAGCGAUUCCGAAAUAAAGGAAUCCAACAAUUCUGAAAAAAAGGAUUCGACCGAUUCUGAAAAUGAGAAAUUGUUUAAAUACACCGCUGAUGACUUGCUGUUUUUUGACUUUGGGACCACCAAUUUUAGUAAAGAAUCAGAUAUUAUACAAAUAGGCGCAGUUUGGGGUGAAGAGGAGUUUACAGUGUAUGUUCGUCCAAACAGAACGAAUUCGUUUCGGGCAUCCAAACUUAAUGGAAGAACCUGUGGGGUUGAAAGAAAAUGGAGAAGAGAGACAGAUUGUGUAGAUAUAAGCGAGGCUCUGAGACUAUUCAUUCAGUUUAUAUCUGCAAAGGGAAAUAGUCCCAUACUUGUUGGGCAUUAUAUUAAGAACUUCGAUUGUAAAGUUUUAUAUCAUGCUGUAUAUCGUAACAAAAUGAUGGAGGAAUUUUCCUCCGUUAUUAAGGGCUUUAUCGAUACCCACAUGGUAUUUAGAAAGGUUUACCCGGAACUUAAGAGUUACAGUCUCGACAAUUUACUUAAAGAUUUUUUUAAAAUAAAUAGACACAAACGGUCUGAUGCAUUAUCAAACGCAAAAAUGGCCAAAAAAUUAUUCCAACUGGUAAAAUCGGCACCCGAAACCCGAAAAUCUGAAUUUUCAUGGAAGUCGGUAGUCUGCUUCUGUUCGUUAAAACCUUUAAUUAAAGGUAAAAGUUUAAGCCGGUAUAUAGGGCGUAAAUUGGCAGCAAGUGGUUUGGGAUAUGGCGAUCUGUUACAAGCCUACAAUCAAUCACCGACUGAUCUAAAUGGUUUGAUAUUUAGCGAAAAAGUAAGUAAGCAUAAAAAAAACAAAGCAAUUAUUAAAAAGAUUUCAGACUUCUUUGAUAAACACUAACAAAUAUCAUCGAGCGAUCCGGCACCCCCCCCCCCCACACACACACACACACCCACACACACACACCACCACCACCACCACACACCUACACACACACAAACCAAAGCCCCCCAUCAUUUAUAUUAGUACAAAUAUUUUUUAAGACUCCACUUUGUCGAAUUAAUAAGGAAAUGUAACAGAGACCUGUCCUAAUGUGAGGGUUCGGGAGGGGGUAUAAAUUCUUAAUCCGGCCAUGAUAACGAGGAAAAUAAACCAUUUGGUACGACAUGUUUAUUUGUGUCUUUAUAACCAUAUAUCCACAUUUAUUGUAUGUGAAUAUUUAGAGGGAUAUUAAAUCCAUUCUGAACUUGUCACACAUAAAAAUAACUUAUUAUAAAUCAUUAUUUUCAAAAUGUAACGCAUCUUACAGGGCCACGGUAAAAUAGUGCUUUGCAUUUCAUUUCGUAGCGGUGUACUAAUAUCCCAUUGUCCAGGGAGGGGGCUUUCAAUGUUAUGGGAUAGAUUUAAAAUAAACAAAAAAUAAAGUUUGAAACUAAUGAUUAUAAACAUGAUAAUUUGGUUUUAUCUUUAACAUUGUGGUCAAGAAAAUAAAUCUAUUUUGGACCAUAAUAUUGUACAUACUAUUGAAUGCAGUUUAUCUAAUGUUUAAUUAUUUGCGCAUAAUAUUUCAUUAA